Molecule: messenger RNA, 1331 nt
Organism: Amorphotheca resinae ATCC 22711
Lineage: Eukaryota; Fungi; Ascomycota; Leotiomycetes; Helotiales; Amorphothecaceae
Exons: 2
Coding region: 244-1242 (332 amino acids)
Biological process (GO): tRNA splicing, via endonucleolytic cleavage and ligation
Molecular function (GO): tRNA 2'-phosphotransferase activity
Source: RefSeq, a predicted model, not a curated record
GGUAGCUGUAGCCUACCUUUGUUGGCGACGAGCGUCUCCGAUGGAGGAGCAAGACGUGGCUUCACCGUCUUGUUGGCGACUACUGGUUCCUAAUAUACAUUCGUCCUAUAUAUCUCUGUCUCAUACCCUCCAACUUGUCUUUCCUACAUCUCUCAGAACUUUCCCCAAGAUAACCAGACUCCACCGUUUCCAGAUCACCAAUUUCCAAACUUCAAAGUUCGAUUCUUGUAUACUACUAUCAAGAUGGCCGCAGCAGUUCUCCCAGCUAUGCAAGGGCUCACCCUUGACCGCGAGAUAAUGCCCCCAUCUCCUGUCUCCCAAAACUCUUCCAGACACGGCCGAUCUAGGCACGGUGGCAGCGCCGCCAAAGGCAACAAGACCAGAGGCCGAGGAUACAGCAUCGUUGAUGAGCGAGAGGUUAUGAUUUCUAAAGCUUUGAGCUGGGUCUUGAAGCGAACUGUGGAAGAGGGCGAGGAGCAAGAGGAGGGGGCCGAUAAGCUGGUAGCUGAUUCGGAGGGCUGGGUCGAUUGCGAGGAAGUCCUACAACGACCCAAUCUCGAGGCCCUCCAAGUCACAUUCUCCGAGCUCCAAGACUUAGUCGUUUCCCCAUCUUCCAAGUCCCGCUUUGCCCUGAAGCUUAGCCCAGAGGCCGAAGAUGACUCCUCCGACCCCUCCGACUACCUUAUUCGUGCCAACCCCACACAUACUCCCCAGGCUGCUGCCGCCCCCGCAGCUCCUAAAUUCACACCCAUCACCUCCGAAACCGAGGAUCUCCCAGACUUGAUCGUCUACGAGACCUCGUACGCCAACUACCCUUUGAUUCUUGCAUCUGGCGGAAUCAAGCGAGCCGGCGGACAGGCACAUUUACAAUUCGCUUCCAUCAAAGUCGAAGAAGACGGCACAGAAGUUCGCCCCUUCAGCGACGCUGAUGUGUCGAUUUUCAUCGACCUGCGAGCUGUGAUGGAGGCGGAUGACAGUAUCACGUGGGCGAGAGCUGAGAACGGGAAUGUGGUCACGGAGGGUGAUGCCAACGGAGUCAUCGAGAAGAAGUACUGGAAGAAGGCGGUGGGAAGACGAGCAGAUAUCGGGGUUCUGUUCGAGGAUGGUGAGGUUAGGAAGGAGGUCCCGAUAGGUCUGCGGGGUAAGGGUGUCAAGGGGAAGAGAGGUGGUGGGAAAGGGAAGGGCCGAGGUCUGAAGGAGAUGAAGGCUCAGAGCGAAGAUGAGGGCUCUGCGAGUGAUUAGAUUUCUUGUAUCAGGGUACCAUCGGAAUGGGUUUGGAACAUUACAUAUACUAUUUAUAGUGGCGGAAGAUACAAACAAGUAUCAUUGGG